UACGACAUAAGGUGCGCUUGCCCCGAUCCCCCUUCUCCUUAUUUCUAUCAAUCCAUUAAUCUGUAUAACAAGCCUGCCUGAACUGCAUAAUGGUUAAAGCAUACUCACAAGAGCAUAUUUAUAAGCACCCAUGGGAGCGGGUCACAUCAGCAUCUUGGCGCAAGUUUGCUGAUCCAGAAAACAAACGAACCUUAUCCCACAUCCUAGAAGUCGACACCUUAAACCACAAGCUCGACUCUGAAUCGGGUAAGCUAUACACUACCCGUGCCAUUACCAUCCAUGCUCCUGGUCCAUGGUUCCUUCGCAAGAUUGUGGGUCAAGAUAUCUGCCAUUGUGUUGAAUCAACUACCGUGGAUGCCAAGACUCGGUCCAUGCAGCUUGCCACCAAGAACAUCAGCUUACAAAAGUUCGUGGAAGUGGAAGAAAAAAUCAGGUAUGAUCCACACCCUGACAAUCCGGAUGGCUGGACAAUUUGUCGACAAGAAACGAGCAUUCGGAUAAAGCCGUUGGCAGCACUGGCAUCAAUGGCAGAGAAGAUAGAGCAAAAAUGCGUGGAGAAGUUUCAGCAAAACAGUGCUAAGGGUAGGGAGGUUAUGGAGAGGAUGUGCAAGUACCUGGAAUCUGAAUCAUCUUCCAGGGGAAUGUCCGUCUAACUGUAGCUUGUGUUCUUGUAAGACGUUUUUGAGGUCUUUACGAAAGAAGAGUAGGCAACACAAAAAAGAAAUAAAUGGAUUCUAGUGUUUUAAUUUGUUUCAAUGAGCUUUUAAAGUUCAGUUCUUGUAUGUGUCAUGGGCAAAAGCCCAAUAAUUUUUGUAUUUUACAUAAGGGUCGUAUUGCUUUUUCCCUGUUUGUAUAUAUCAGUAAGGAAUAUUUGCAGUAGGUUGUUAUUAAUCUACUGUUGCUUCA
This is a messenger RNA of Erigeron canadensis, 906 nucleotides long. Its product is annotated as protein slowmo homolog. The coding region runs from base 90 to 653 and encodes 187 amino acids. Lineage: Eukaryota; Viridiplantae; Streptophyta; Magnoliopsida; Asterales; Asteraceae. The transcript is spliced from 3 exons. Gene Ontology annotation, cellular component: mitochondrial intermembrane space. Gene Ontology annotation, biological process: phospholipid transport. The record is from RefSeq and is a predicted model, not a curated record. Gene Ontology annotation, molecular function: phosphatidic acid transfer activity.